Molecule: messenger RNA, 1539 nt
Organism: Aspergillus chevalieri
Lineage: Eukaryota; Fungi; Ascomycota; Eurotiomycetes; Eurotiales; Aspergillaceae
Product: sugar porter family MFS transporter
Exons: 2
Coding region: 1-1539 (512 amino acids)
Biological process (GO): carbohydrate transport; transmembrane transport
Cellular component (GO): membrane
Molecular function (GO): carbohydrate:proton symporter activity
Source: RefSeq, a predicted model, not a curated record
AUGCUACGCGGAAGAUCCAUUCACCUGGCGCAGGUGCUUCUCACAGUGGCACCAGCAUUUAUCACCUACGGAUACAAUCAAGCAGGAGUUGCGCCGCUCGCUUCAUUGCAGUCAUGGGUUCACACAUUCCCAGAGAUUGAUACGAUCAACACAGAAGGAACAAUCAAGUCACGAAACGCGACGAGGAAAGGUGCCGUCAUCGCGGCUCUCCAACUCGGGGCGCUGGUGGGGUCGCUCUCAUGCACUUAUUUUGGUAACUGGCUUGGCCGGCGCAAGACCAUUUUCAUGGCAGCCAUCAUCGCCGUCGUCGGGCAGCUGUUGCAGACCGCUUCGUAUGGUGUCAUCCAGUUCAGCCUUGGCCGGGUCAUUCUCGGCAUCGGGGUUGGGCAGUUGAGCGCCACUGUCCCCGUGUGGCAGGCCGAGUGUAGCUCAGCAAAGCACCGCGGGCAGCAUGUGGUCGUCGACGGCAUCUGUAUGACCAUGGGAUUCAUGCUGUGUAACUGGAUCGAUUUUGGGCUCAGCAAGGCAUCAGGGUCAAUCCAGUGGCGUGUUCCACUCGCAAUCUCAUUCUGCUUCCCGCUUGCUGUAAUAGGAUCUGUCUUUCUGCUUCCAGAGUCCCCGCGAUGGCUCGUCAUGGUAGGACGACCCGAAAAGGCCACGCGUAGUCUGGCAGCUUACAAAGGCCUUCCGGUGGAUGAUGAGACGGUGCAGGCGGAAAUUGCGAGUAUAGAAUCAUCUCUGGAGCUCUCUACGCAAUCAAGCGGCGUCAUGAUCCUGGAGUUGUUAGUUGGGAACGAUGAGGAACGCCUUCUGUACCGAUUCGCCUUGUGCAUCCUGACCCAGUUCUUCCAGCAGAUGUGCGGUGGCAACCUGAUAUCGACCUACAUAUCGACCAUCUUCGAAGAGAACCUCAAGCUGGGUAGUGACCUCUCACGUAUCCUCGCAGCCAGCGCAUUGACAUGGAAGUGCGCGUGUAAUUUCAUUCCAUUCUUCGCGAUUGACCGUUUUGGGCGUCGCAAGGUCUUCAUCGUCAGUGGGAUUGGAAUGUGUAUCUGCAUGACGGUAUUAGCCAUCACAACGAGUCUGGACACAGAACGCCAGGCUGUAUCCAUCACGUCUGUGGUCUUCAUCUGGCUCUUCAAUCUCUUCUAUCCUAUCGGCUUUUCAGGCGCAAACUUCCUAUACUGCACAGAGGUGGCCCCCAUGCGCCUGCGGGUUGCCAUGUCAGCUGUAUCGACCGGGAACAAGUGGUUGUGGAACUUCAUCGUGGUAAUGAUAUCCCCGAUCGCUCUUGAUAAACUAGGGUAUCAAUACUACAUUGUCUAUGCGGUUAUUUGUGCGUGCAUCCCCGUCUCAGUGUACUUUUUCUACCCCGAGACUAUGAACCGCAAUCUAGAAGCCUUGAAUCAUGUGUUCCGCGAUGCCCCGUCCGCGUGGCAUGUCGUGGCUAUGGCCAGGAAGCUUCCCGAGGGAGAUGUCGUAGAUGGGGAGGGAGGGAGAGAAGAGAAGGCGAGUGUGGAACAGAAGGAGAAUGCUUAA